Molecule: messenger RNA, 755 nt
Organism: Ilyonectria robusta
Lineage: Eukaryota; Fungi; Ascomycota; Sordariomycetes; Hypocreales; Nectriaceae
Exons: 3
Coding region: 1-576 (191 amino acids)
Source: RefSeq, a predicted model, not a curated record
AUGCGCAUUCUUCACAUAAUCUCAGCUCUCGUCGUGGCCGCCAUCCCAGUGACGGCUCUGGGCGCCAUCCCCUUUGUCAAGCUAUAUGCAGCAGCUCUCAAGGGCAGAGUCAGGGGGAAGCCCAGAGAAUACCAGCCCCACGAGUGGGCAUUUGAGCAGAAGUGCACGAACAUCAGGCUCGUUGGGCACGGGAUAAAGGGGCAGACGACACUCCAGGCAGUCUGUGUUGACCACUGGAAGCGGAGGUGGUUGACCGAGCUGAAUCUCAACCGAUGCCUCAGCAUGGUCCAGGGCGAAUUUGCCUACUACGCUUGGGCCAACCAGACUUUCGACGCAGCGUGCUACGACUGCAAGCUGUUCCAUUCGGACGAAGACCAUACACUGAUGUUCGCGUGUGCGUGCCUCGACGCCAACUGCGACCUGCAGCCAAUAUCCGCCCAGCUCGGCGGAGAGAGCCUGCAUGCCGCCUACGUGAAGCCGUCCGAGGGGAGGUUUGUUUGCGGCGCCGAGAAGGGGACUAAGGAAUUCGUGGCGAACGGGUCCAUCGCAAUGGGAUGGCUGAGGAUCCCCGAGUAAGAGGCAGGGAUAGAUAUGCUAUGGGGGUUCAUGGUGCGGGCUUUUUGGAUAGUUGAGGUUCGUUGACGUACUAAUCGUAGUGUCAUGUUUUGCUGAGACCAAGAUUGUGAGAAGAGUGAUGCAUGUUCCAGUGGGGUUUGACCUGUGUUUUUUGAAUCGGGCCAUUUGUUUGGUUAUCG